CCAAGCAGUCUCACAACCACCAUGCCAGAGCAGUCGUCACAAAGUUCAAAGAAGCGACCCCGUACCGAUCCAUUCGACGACCGUGGUCAUCGGCUCGGCUCGUCUGAGUGCGAACAGAAACCUCCCCUGCGCGAUGAUGAGUUUUGGUUCAAAGACGGCACAAUAGUCCUGAUCGCGGGCAAUGUUGCCUUCCGCGUAUACGAGGGAUUGCUGGCUCGCGACUCCUCUGUCUUACGCGACCUUUUUGCUGGCCUCCAGCGAGUCCUUCCGAAUGUGGAGAUGAUCGAUGGGUGUCCCGUUGCCCGUCUGUCCGAUCGCUCAGAGGAGCUUCGUAGUCUAUUACGAGCUAUCCUAUCGCCCUGGGGGUACUACCGACCAGACCAGACUGUCAGCUUCUCAGUCGUUGCGAGCCUGAUCCGCCUCGGUCACAAGUAUCGCAUGCAGCACAUCCUUGACAAUGCACUUGGACGGCUUAAAGGUCGCUUCAGUGACAAGCUCGAGACCUGGUUCGACGCAUGGAAAGGCACGCACGACUCGGAGCCUAGCAUAUCGCGGCCUUCAAUGACCAGCCGGCCUACCGAUGCUAUUGCUGCCGUCAACCUCGCUCGCCUGACGGGUGCGACAUCCGUUCUCCCCAGCGCUCUCUACGAGUGUGCGAACCUCCCAACGCAGACGCUUCUGCAGGGCAUACAGCGCGAUGGCGAUGACACGACGACGGACCGACUUUCAUCGGAGGACGUCGAGCGAUGUCUGGACGCCCGGAAAUACCUCGUCUACGACUACUUUCUCACUACGCUGCGUGCCGUGGCACCCGAGUGCGAUGAAGAUUGCGAAGGGGACUCGGAUUGCUCCUCGUUUUUCGGAGACAGGCUCGAGUUCCUGAGGACCAAGGGUCACGACAAAACUGGCCUCUGCCGCUAUGACAGCCUGACGUAUCGCAAUGUUUUUGACUUGAGAGGCAGGAAUAUUUACGCACUUUGUGCCACGUGCGAGGCGAUGAUGGAGGAGCGGCACCGUAGGGAACGGCUGGAGAUCUGGUGCAGGCUACCGGGAUACUUUGGCGUUCAUGUUCCAGGCUGGCCAGAUAUAGACCAGUCUGAGGAACCUGCUAGUUAUUCAGACAGUGACUCUUGAGAAGAAUCCCUCAAGGCGCGUCACGUCCCCCUCAGCCUGUUAUCUGCAUUGUAGUGACUGAUACAGAACUGACAGCUCAUCCAAAUGAUCGAUGGU
This is a messenger RNA of Fomitopsis serialis, 1230 nucleotides long. RefSeq lists its product as uncharacterized. The transcript has 3 exons. NCBI's taxonomy places the organism in Eukaryota, Fungi, Basidiomycota, Agaricomycetes, Polyporales, Fomitopsidaceae. The coding region runs from base 22 to 1134 and encodes 370 amino acids. The record is from RefSeq and is a predicted model, not a curated record.